CUCUCAGAUUGUGCAAGAGCAAGUUGGCCUGUGUUUAAUUAAAUCCACAUUGCGGAACAGUUUAAAUAUCUGGCGGUGUCUCUGCAGACGAGCAGUGAAGAUAGUGACAUCGUGUCGGUCAUCUCGCAGCAAUGGCAGAACUUAAGUACAUGCCUGGGUUUGGCAACGAGUUUUCAUCUGAAGAUCCACGAUGCCCAGGGGCAUUACCUGAAGGACAGAACAAUCCUCAGGUGUGUCCAUACGGUCUGUACGCGGAGCAGUUAUCCGGAACAGCCUUUACCUGUCCUCGAUCUUCUAACAAGCGAAGCUGGCUGUAUCGUAUUUUGCCAUCUGUUCUUCACAAACCAUUUCAAGCCUUUGAGCAGAAAAAUCUGACCCAAAACUGGGAUGAAGUGGAACCGCACCCCAACCAACUCAGAUGGAAGCCAUUUGAGAUUCCCCGAGCUGAUGAGAAGAAGCUCGACUUUGUAACGGGAUUGCAGACAAUCUGUGGAGCUGGAGAUGCUCGCUCACGCAAUGGGAUCAGCAUCCAUAUUUACACAUGCAAUACCUCUAUGAUUAACAGGUGUCUUUAUAACUCUGAUGGGGAUUUUCUGAUUGUGCCUCAGAAAGGAAACCUUCUCAUCCUUACCGAGUUUGGGAAGAUUUUGGUGGAACCCAAUGAGAUCUGUGUGAUACAGCAAGGAAUGCGUUUUAGUGUGGAGGUUUUUGGGGAGACCCGAGGCUAUGUUCUGGAGGUGUAUGGAGUCCACUUCGAGUUGCCAGACCUGGGGCCGAUUGGGGCCAACGGGCUGGCUAAUCCCCGGGAUUUCCUUACCCCUGUGGCGUGGUAUGAAGAAAGGACUGUACCCAGUGGCUACUCUGUGAUCAGCAAAUACCAGGGCAAGCUGUUUGUAGCCCUUCAGGAUUUCUCCCCAUUUAACGUGGUUGCCUGGCAUGGAAACUACGCUCCUUACAAGUAUAAUCUGGAUAACUUCAUGGUGAUUAACUGUGUGGCGUUUGAUCAUGCGGACCCCUCAAUCUUCACGGUGCUCACAGCAAAGUCCAUGCGCCCUGGUGUAGCCAUUGCUGACUUUGCUAUCUUCCCUCCACGUUGGGGAGUAGCGAAUAACACAUUCCGGCCUCCUUAUUACCACAGAAACUGUAUGAGUGAAUUUAUGGGGCUCAUAAAAGGUCACUAUGAAGCCAAGGAAGAGGGGUUCGAGCCGGGGGGCAGCACCCUGCACAGCGCAAUGACCCCGCAUGGGCCGGACAUGGAAUGCUUCGAGAAAGCUAGCACAGUUAAAUUGAAGCCUGAGAGAGUGGGCGAAGGGACCAUGGCCUUCAUGUUUGAGUCUUCACUGAGUAUGGCUGUGACCAAGUGGGGACUACAGACCUGUAACCGUUUGGACAAGGAUUACCACCAUUGCUGGGAAACACUCAAGAGCCAUUUCCACCCGGACCAAAAGCAGACCUGUUUGUGAAGCCCAUUACAACAUGUCGCUCUCAUA
This is a messenger RNA of Pelobates fuscus (common spadefoot toad), 1490 nucleotides long. It is a transcript of the gene HGD, whose product is annotated as homogentisate 1,2-dioxygenase. NCBI's taxonomy places the organism in Eukaryota, Metazoa, Chordata, Amphibia, Anura, Pelobatidae. The transcript is spliced from 14 exons. Gene Ontology annotation, molecular function: homogentisate 1,2-dioxygenase activity. The record is from RefSeq and is a predicted model, not a curated record. Gene Ontology annotation, biological process: L-phenylalanine catabolic process. Gene Ontology annotation, cellular component: cytoplasm. Bases 132 to 1463 code for a protein of 443 amino acids.